CCGGAAAAGGUUGCAUUCAUGUGAUUGGUCACGUGACAUGUAUAGUUUGUGCGCUGUAUCAGGACGUACCCAAGUAACUUGUAAUUUUUAUGCUAUCGGAAGCAGUAAGGUGAUUAGGUGACAGCGAUGAGUGAGGGUUAUUAUUUAGAGUUAAGCGAAAACCCUGUCCAAUUUGAAAAUGCAUCGAGUGUCAACAACGUAUUUUUCGAUGAGGCUAAUAAACAGGUUUUUGCUGUCCGAUCUGGUGGUGCCACUGGGGUUGUGGUCAAGGGCCCAGAAGACAAAAACUCAAUUGCUUUCAGAAUGGAUGACAAAGGUGAGGUAAAGUGCAUAAAGUUUUCAUUGGGGAACAAAAUCUUAGCUGUUCAACGAACACCAAAAACAGUGGAUUUCAUUAACUUCAUUCCUGAUUUUCCCCAUUUGGAAUUCUCCCAUGAAUGCAAGACCAAGAAUUCUAAUGUUCUGGGCUUCUGUUGGACCAGCUGGAAUGAAAUUGUUUUCAUCACUGAUCAAGGGAUAGAAUUUUACCAGGUGCUGCCUGAAAAGCGAACACUGAAGAUAUUGAAGAGCCAGAGCAUUAAUGUGAACUGGUAUAUAUACUGCCCAGAGACUGCAGUUCUUGUGCUGUCCACCACUGUACAAGGCAAUGUUCUGCAGCCCUUUGCUUUCAAAAAUGGGACAAUGUCAAAAAUGCCAAAGUUUGAGAUUGAGUUGCCAGUUGCUCCAAAACCAGCCAAAAUUAUCCUUUCAGAACGCGACAUUGCAGUCGCCACCAUUUAUGGCCAGCUCUACGUAAUGCAUCUUAAACAUCACACAAGAUCUACCAACAACUCAGGAGCAGAAGUAGUUUUGUAUCACUUACUUAGAGAAGGAUCCUGUAAAAAGGCACACGUGCUGAAACUGAACACCUCAGGCAAGUUUGCUUUGAACGUUGUGGAUAAUCUUGUGGUAGUGCACCAUCAGAGCUCACGGACCUCUCUUAUCUUUGAUAUCAAGCUAAAAGAGCCAGACUGUCCUGUGAAUAUUCAUCAACCCGUACUUCCUGCACAGUCCAUCCACCCUUACAAGAUCUCUGUCACAGGGCCAGUGGCUGCUACCGGUCAGGCUUCUGUGCCAUGUGAGCUUUACUCAUCAACUUGGAGUGUCUUUCAACCAGAUAUCAUAAUCAGUGCAAGUGAGGGUUAUCUUUGGUACCUUCAUGUGAAGCUCCACCCAACAGUGAACCUCCUUCAAGACAAAGGAAAACUGAUGGACUUUCUGCUGCACAGAAGUGAUUGCAAAAUGGUCAUCCUGUCUGUAUGCUCACAGAUGCUUGUAGGUGGAGAGAAAGGAAACUUGCCUGUAGUGGCCACUGUAUUUGAUAAGCUAAACCAAGUGUAUAAGGAAUACCUGGAGGCAGAGCAGGCAUACACUUUGGCUGUGGAAUCGGGACCUAGUCGCUUCAGUAACUCCUAUAAAAGACCCGUUCGAUCACAAGCAGUCAUUGACCAGUCAGACAUGUACACACAUGUCUUCUCUGCAUUUACUGAGAAGAAGGAUGUACCACAUAAGUUCAUCAUUGCUGUUCUCAUGGAAUACAUUCGCUCGCUCAACCAGUUCCAAAUCACAGUUCAGCACUACUUUUAUGAGCUGGUUAUCAAAACUCUGGUCCAGCAUAAUCUCUUCUACAUGCUUCACCAGUUCCUCCAGUAUCACGUGCUGAGUGACUCCAAACCAUUGGCCUGCCUGCUGUUGUCCUUGGAGAGCACAUACCCUCCUGCUCACCAGCUCUCUCUAGAUAUGCUUAAGAGGCUCUCCACAGCUAACGAUGAAAUUGUGGAGGUACUCCUGUCAAAACAGCAAGUACUUGGAGCUCUCCGCUUUGUCCGCAGUGUUGGUGGCCAUGACAAUGUCUCAGCACGCAAAUUUUUGGAUGCUGCACGACAAACUAAUGAUACAAUGCUGUUCUAUACAAUCUUCCGAUUCUUUGAGCAAAGAAACUUUAGGUUACGUGGCAAUCCUGCUUUUAAUCCAGGUGAACACUGUGAGGAGCAUGUCACUUACUUUAAAGAAGUCUUUGGAGAACAAACAAUGAUGAAACUUCCAGUUGUCUGAAGAAAAGGAUGGAGAUUUACUAAGCAAGGGUCACGGGGAAACCUGGAGCAUCGGGCACAAGGCAGGGUACACCCUGGACAGGGUGGCAAUCCAUCAAAGGGCGCACAAUCACAUACACACACACACCCAUUCAUACACUACGGACACUUUGGACAUGCCAAUCAGCCUACCAUGCACGUCUUUGGACUGGGGGAGGAAACCGGAGUACCCGGAGAAAACCCCCGCAGCACGGGGAGAACAUGCAAACUCCGCACACACAGGGCCACGGUGGAAAUCGAACCACGACCCUGGAGGUGUGAGGUGAACGUGCUAACCACUACCGGUGACUAUAGCUACAUAAAUCUGAUAAAAUCACUGAGAAUAAAUAUUAUAUGUAGCAUAAUGAUUAGAUAACUAGUAACUAUAGCUACAUGAAUCUGAUAAAAGUCACUGAGAAUAAAUAUAUGUAGCAUAAUGAUUAGAUAACUAGUAACUAUAGCUACAUGAAUCUGAUAAAAGUCACUGAGAAUAAAUAUAUGUAGCAUAAUGAUUAGAUGACCAGUGACUAUAGCUUCACAAAUCUGAUAGUCACUGAGAAUAAAUAUUAUAUGUAGCAUAAUGAUUAGAUAACCGGUGACUAUACAUAAAUCUGUUUAAAUAAUAAGUUCAUAGCUAAUUGAUUAUUAUCUUUAGUACAUGUAUACGUUAAAACCGAAUAUGGUGUGUAGACAUAACGCUGAUACGUAUUUAGGUAUCGUAAAUGGUAAAUGAUUAAUACUGAUUAGUACUGGUAGUGCACGUAUAUUUUAAAACUGAAUAUAGUGUGUUCCGUAAGGUACAUAGGUAAAUGAUUAAUAUCAGUGGUCCUUCACAUAGAUCAAUACAUUCCUGUGCAUUCCAUAAGUGCAUACAUGCAUAUGACCUUUCUAUAAAAAGCUAACACUCCUGAGAUAUUGGAAACCCAGCAAAAGAUCAAAAGAAAUAACAAGCUCUCCUAAAAACUUUCAGACACCCUGGAUUUCUCAGCAGGUAAGAAGAUGUAUUUUAAACAGUUAAAAUAGUUCAUUUUAAAUUGAAAUAGAAUGUUUAAGUAAUUAUCCAAUUUGAUAUUAACCUAUACAAUAAUUAACGUAUGAAAUAUUCAGAACCUUUCUGAUUACAACAGAGAUGAUCCUUCUACUUAACUGGUCAUUUAUGUAAUCUGGUGCGGGACUAUAUCUAAAAUUGAAUCUUUAAUACACAUAUUACAGAGCAAGACUCUGAGCUCAUCUGAUUCUAGUGUCUAGGAUAACAUAUCAAAUGAAUGCAAGCCUACUAGAUAAUUUCAAAUUGUC
Molecule: messenger RNA, 3407 nt
Organism: Ictalurus furcatus (blue catfish)
Lineage: Eukaryota; Metazoa; Chordata; Actinopteri; Siluriformes; Ictaluridae
Gene: rmc1
Product: regulator of MON1-CCZ1
Exons: 21
Coding region: 127-2094 (655 amino acids)
Biological process (GO): regulation of autophagy
Cellular component (GO): Mon1-Ccz1 complex; late endosome membrane; lysosomal membrane
Source: RefSeq, a predicted model, not a curated record